AUGGAUUCAGAUUGUCGUGCCCGGAUUUAUGUAUCCCAAGAUUGUAGACCCAGAGAGGUUUAUAUGCAAAUUAUUAGCCAGGUUUCUGCACCCACUAAAGAGCAAGCUGAAAUAAUAGAGAAGUAUGGAGAGAACGAGUUGGGAGAUUUCCUUCAUGAUGAUUUGAAGGAGAAAAGAUAUUUGAUAGUUCUGGAUGAUGUAUGGAACUGUGUCGAUUGGGAUUUUCUUGCAAAAGUGAGCAGCAACGAUCCUGAUUGCCCUGGAAAUGUUUUUCCCAAUGGGAGUAACGGCAGCAGAUUACUUCUUACAACUCGGUAUAAGGAUGUUGCUUUGCAUGCAGAUGCUCGAACUAUUCCCCAUGAAAUGCGGCUUCUUUCGAAACAACAGAGCUGGGACUUGUUUUGUAGGAAGGCGUUCGUUGAUGCUGAUAGCGAGAGCUAUCCUCCAGAUUUGAAGGAACUUGGGGAACAAAUGGUGGACAAAUGUAAUGGUUUGCCAUUGGCCAUCGUUGUAUUGAGGGGUUUGCUGUCAAGAAAUAUGUCACAUACAGAAUGGAAGCAGGUGCACGAUAACAUUAGUGCAUACCUUGGUAAAGAAGGUCAAAUGGGAGUAAUGGCAAUGCUAAACCUGAGCUACAUCGACUUGCCACAUUACUUGAAACCAUGCUUUCUUCAUUUAAGCCUAUUCCCAGAAGAUUAUGUGAUCUCCUCGAGAAAACUGCUCCUUCUAUGGACUGCUGAGGGUUUUGUGCGAGAACAAGAUGACAGAAGAAUGAAAGACGUGGCUGAGGUUUACUUGAAUGAGUUAAUCAAUAGAAAUUUGAUUCAAGUAGUGAGAAUGAGUGUUAAUGCAAGGGUUACGAAAUGUCGGGUUCAUGACAUUGUACGAGAGUUGGCCAUUGAAAAGGCAAAAGAGUACUGUCCAGUGAAUGCUGCAUCUGAUAAAACCGUCUCUUUUGCAGGUUCAGUGAUUGUGAGCAAUUCUUCAGAGCUUCCCAAACAAGGUUUCCAGAAAAUGAAAAUGGAAAAAUGCAUUCCAAACAUGUUUUCUCUGAAAGGUCCUGAAUUUGCUGUGAUUGUCAAUUCUGUAACAUCCAAGAAAGUUGCUGCUUUGAUCACUCCCACUGUUCAAUUCAAGGAGGGUGUGCGGGCGAGCAUUACCAUGGCGACAGAGGCUGUGGUUUCCUUUGCUGUCGAAAGGAUCGGUGACAUGCUCAUUCAAGAAGCAAUUUUCUUGAAGGGGGUACGGGGGAAAGUAGAGAGGCGGAAGAAAGAUCUAGGGGCUAUGAAAUGCUUCUUGGAAGAAGCGAAGAAGAAGCAAGAAGAAGAUUUAAGAGUGCGCAAGUGGGUUUCUGAAAUCCGUGAUGCGGUUUAUGAUGUUGAGGACAUCAUAGACACGUUCAUUCUGAAUGCAGAGUCCCUGAGAACAGACUACUUUCUCAAGCGUGUCUUCAAGAAGUUGAUAAACUGCCAUAAGGUUGGCAAGAAAAUUGAAGCCAUCCAACUCAACCUCCAAGACAUCUCAAAUAGGCGGGAGGCUCUGAGAAUAAAAAAUAUUGGAGAAGGAACAAGCAGUUCGGGUCGAAUGUUGUAG
This is a messenger RNA of Vitis riparia (riverbank grape), 1593 nucleotides long. Its product is annotated as putative disease resistance protein At1g50180. The record is from RefSeq and is a predicted model, not a curated record. Lineage: Eukaryota; Viridiplantae; Streptophyta; Magnoliopsida; Vitales; Vitaceae. Gene Ontology annotation, molecular function: ADP binding. The transcript has 6 exons. The coding region runs from base 1 to 1593 and encodes 530 amino acids. Gene Ontology annotation, biological process: defense response to other organism.